AGAUUGGGAAAAGCUUCCCGGGGCCGACAGCACGGUGGCCCGCGAGGCUUGGUUACUCCGUGAUGAGGCAGCUGGCGAUGGGAGCUGGGAAGUCUGGGUUUAAGAAAAAAGGGCUCUGGAGUGCUAUGAGGAGACAGUCAAACAGUUACAGACGGUCUGUGAGUCAAGAGUGUGUGGAAAAGUCACUGAUUUUCAGAAGUAACACCCCUUACUCUACAGACGUCAUUUCUGAUUCUGCUGGCCGUAAUCUGCUGUUCUGUGUGCAGUUGGAUGACUCAAAGCUGAACUAUUUUCAACAGCCACAGGAUAUCAAAGAAUCAGAUUUUGUGGAGAUCUUAGAGAAGUAUGGCAGGCACUCUUUCUUAGCACCAUCGCAAGUUCAGCCAUCAUUCUCUGCUUUUUACCGUGCUGGUGAUCCAAUCCUAAUCUACUUUGAUUCGUCAUCUGUAUUGAGCAUGCUUAAACAGCCAGUAAAAAUGGGAGCCAGUGGACUUUGUGUUGAUGGAAAUCCUGCUGGCUUCCUGGACAGUAAACGCACAAGCUGUACUCGGAUUUUUGCCAACUUGAGCAAGAGCUGCAUGACUGACCCUGCCCUAGAUGCUGCUUCCUACUACCGUGACUUCACUGUGCUAAAGGUCCCAAUUAAUGACACCAUUAUGGAGUCCAUGAAGGUAAAUGUCACUGCAGUCUCACCACCUGGAGCUCCCCUCAUGAAAGACAACACAUGCACCAAUAUUGUUUCUGAGGUGAUCUAUGAGAUAGAAUAUAGUGGCACGAGUGGGAUUCAGAGUGUUUCUGUCCAGUUCAAAGUGACCAACGUCUCUGGGAACUCCAGAUCCUCUCUGCAGCAGCAUUUCACCAUGCACUUCUGGACUGCAAAUAAAAUUGGACAGACCAGAACUCUUUCUCAUUUGUUGCCUAGAAGUGGAAACCCUGGCUAUAUCACUGGAGCACCACUGUUGAUUGCAAACAGUGGUGCCGUGCAACAUAUGGGCAUAUUAAGGAGUGAAAGUGAUGGAAGUUGUUCACGGUUCCUCAGACAAACAGUACAAUUUGGAAGGAAUAUGAGAACAGGCUGCAAAAUCAGCCUAUCCCCAAUACUGAAAGAUAGUAACUGUAGUUACAUACAGCAGAAGUUAUACAAGGCUUUUCAGGGGAUGAACAGAACAGAAGAUUUUGCUAUAACUGGCAGUGCUCAUUCAACCCAGGCAGAAGAGUGGAUGACCAUUCUGAUUCAGAACUGCAGUGUGAAGGCUGAGAAUUGCACUUCCUGUUGUAUGGUUCCUGUGACCCUGGAGGUACAGAUACUGUGGACUAAAGUGGGCCUCCUGUCCAACCCACAAGCUCAAAUACUGGGUGCACGGCACUUUUACCAGUGUCAACCCCUCAAGUUUCUAAACGCGAGCAUGGUACCUGUGACAACUGUCGUUACCUUCACUGACAUGACAGAUUGGCCAGAACCUCCACGAGGCCAGCCCCAAAUACACUGGAAACUCCCAUUUGACAUUUUUUUCCCAUUCAGGGUAGCCCUGAAUGUAGAAAGAAUUUACAGAGGUGAUGUGGCUGGGUAUUUCUUGUUGAUUCUAAUAGUGUCUAGUAUUUUCUACUUUUGAAAAUAGAUGGAGCCUGUAUUUAAAGUUUGGUGAGUGUAUUCACAUAUUCAGGAUACAAUCCGGAUGAUGGACUUUUGUCAUCAGGUUUUUAUACCGUGUCUGUGAUAUCUAUGUGCCUUCUGUUCUUGGCUUAAGCCAUGUAGGCAGCUUGUCCUCUCAUGUCCCUAUUCUCUGUAUGUGAACUGUCUGUGAAUGUUGCUGCAGUGACACACUUGAAAAAUGUAGAGAUCCAGGGACAUUGCAUUAAUGAAGGACAAGGAAGAGAAUGCUAAAAUGGUUUGUCUAUGACCCCAGAAACCAAGAAUGCUCUCUAAACCAAGGAGUAUGGAGAGAGAAGCAAAGUUCAAAGCAUUUUGGAGCUGCUUUCAGUUAACUCCCUGUUGGAGAAGCACCUGAUUUUUCUAUAUGGAACUAGCUGAACAUUUAAAAUACAGAAGCUCUCCCAGGUGGCCUGUAUUUUAUGAGUAGACAUGUGCCAGUCACUCCUAACUUGUCCUUAUUAGAUGAUGACAACCACACCUCUGUGACAUUUUUUGAAUCUUGCUUUUCUGUCUCUUUUCAAAUACAGAUAUUCAAUUGAAAUUUUCAUGAUUUAAUCACUGUUUGUAUUAGCAAUAGUGUUGCACAGAGCAAAGUAAUUGUAAAUGCCACAUACUCUGAAAUACAGCUGAAUUUUAGUGGUUUGUCAAAACAUCUUCCUUCCUGAUCUUUUUUUUUUUUUUUUCCCUGGAAUAAAUGGGCCUGAAUAGAGGUGUUUUUUUCUAGAUAAGAAACAGUCUCUUGUGCCAGAUAGGAACUGAACUGGAAAUGAUAACCACUAAAAUUCUAGUACCACAUCAGAGGGACUUGUGAAUAGUUCUGAAACUAAAACAAUUAAUAUUUUAGAAAAAUUUGUAGGUGUAUUAUGAGACUGAAGCUUGCUGCAAUACUUACCUCUGGCUCAGUCUCUGGGACCAGGAAAUAAGUUUAUUGUUUUUGAAGUUAAAGGUGGUUAUCUGAUUAUCUAGUCUGCCCUCUACCAUCACACAGGAAAUCUACUCAAUUGUUCCAAGAAGCUGUUGGAUGAAAGUAUAAUUUUUUAGCAAAAUAUUUUAUUACUCAUCCUCAGAUGAUGGAAGAAUCUGCCCCAUCUGAUGCCAAGUACUCCAUUGGAAUCAAUAAGGGCCAAAAAUAUCAGAGCCUGCUUUCAAUAGAAUGUGUUUGUUGCUUUUGUACCUAUACUGCACAUAGCAACUCUGGUGCUCCUUCUCAUUACAAGCUUAAAGAGUGCAAAAAUAAACUAAAAAACUUGUAAUUAGUCAGGAUAUCAAAGGAGAUUACACAAAUAAAACAAAAGUACAACCCAUCUAAAA
Molecule: messenger RNA, 2965 nt
Organism: Hirundo rustica (Barn swallow)
Lineage: Eukaryota; Metazoa; Chordata; Aves; Passeriformes; Hirundinidae
Gene: TCTN3
Product: tectonic family member 3
Exons: 14
Coding region: 63-1613 (516 amino acids)
Biological process (GO): cilium assembly; smoothened signaling pathway
Source: RefSeq, a predicted model, not a curated record